CGAAUUAUAUAUGCGUGAAAGCAAAACCCAAAAAAGCCCAAGUUUAUAAUCCCUCAACCGAACCCCAACACUCUCCAACAAAAAAUCCAAAUAACAAACCAAUUGGACGGCCUUGCAGCUCACACACUUGUUAAUGCUUACAAAUGGCUACUGGACCAUUCUGGAGACGGUGCCCUAUUCGAUUGCCAGUGCGGCACCCAACCAAUCGCUCAGCACGGCCACCACCUUGAGCAACGGCGGAUCGGGUUUGCUGACGGGCGCCACCGUGGUGGUGGAGCUGCCACCCGACGACCUGGGCAAUCCGGUGGGCAAUAUCCAGUACACCAUACCGGCGCUCACCAAGAAUGCCACAACGAACACGAGCACCACCACUUUGCUGCACAAGCCACAGGCCACCACCAUACAGAUUGUCAAGCAGCAGCACCAGCAGCAUCAGCAGCAGCAACAUCAACAGCAGCAACAUCAACAGCAGCAACUCCAGCAGCAACACCGUCAGCAUUUGACCAUCCAGCAACCGCAGGCGCAUGCGCAUGCGCGGCAGGAGUACAUCAAAAUAGACACCUCCAGGCUGGAGGACAAGAUGCUGCUGCGCGAUGUGAUGCAGUAUGGCUCCACCAGCAUAGCCAUGGCACCGCAGAGUGCCACCAACACCACUACUGUGGUGUCCACGCACGACACUGGUUUGCUGCUGGCCGAUGCCGAUGAGGCUGAACGAGAGCUGGAACUGGAGGCCAUGAAGGUGGAUCAGCACGACGAAGACCACCUGCUCGACGACGAGGGCUAUGUGGUGGAGAAAAUUCACGACGAUGGUGCGGCGGUUCACCAACAGCCGGACAAGCUGUAUAUGAAUGGAAUAUCUAAUACCAUUCACACGGCCACCACGAUGACGUUGCAGCAGGUGACCAGUGAUUAUCCGCUGGAUGACUGCAAGUAUGCGUGCAAUGUGUGCGGCAAGACCUACAAGAUCAAGGGGUCCCUGAAGCGGCACAAGAACUACGAGUGCGGCGUGGAGCCGAAUCUCAAGUGUCCCCACUGUCCGCACAAGUGCAAGUAUCGGUCUGAUCUGCGCAAGCAUAUGAACCAGAAGCAUGCCGACUCCGGGGAUGCCAUCCUGGGCACCUAGGUCGAUUAUCCAUAAGAUGAAUUAGCAUUUGUAGUCUCUGUUUAGCACUUGUUGUUGUGAGUUACCAUGAUGUGUGAUGAUUUCUAAUCCUAUCCAUAUGAAUUUACUUGGAUCUAUGGGAUUUUUUGAGAUUUACAAAAUAGGUUAUUGCUUUUUACUAACCUUAUUCAUUAUCACUUUAACAUUUGAAUCUGAAUAUCUGUUGAUAUAGAACUGCUCCUUUGUAUAUAGUGAUUGGAUGGCACGCCCUGGACUUUUUAAAUCUCCAAAAAUCCCUAUGAACCCCAUUUAGUCAGUAAAUCGUUUGUAAUAUAGCCAAAGUUAUGAUCUCAAACUGUAAUCUUAAAUACCUUAGGCUAGUUGGACUGAGUAUCGAAACGCGCCGUCAAGUGAAGUUCAAGUUGUAUUGCUCAAUCUGUAGAAUCAAUUUUUCGAAUCAGCUCAAAGUCAAGUGUAGAUUUAAGUAUUUUAAACUCGAACAUUAUGCCCUAGAUAACGUUUUAAAAACAUAAUCCCCAAUCACUGCGUAUUUACCAUGUAUAUGAAGGUACCAAUAAAUAAAUGUUUACAAUCGAA
Messenger RNA from Drosophila biarmipes, 1699 nucleotides. Its product is annotated as longitudinals lacking protein, isoforms N/O/W/X/Y-like. The coding region runs from base 134 to 1123 and encodes 329 amino acids. The record is from RefSeq and is a predicted model, not a curated record. The transcript is spliced from 2 exons. Lineage: Eukaryota; Metazoa; Arthropoda; Insecta; Diptera; Drosophilidae.